UUUCACCUUCCCGCUCACUUUUUCCGCGUUCGAAAUUUCACCGCCCAAUUAUUCAGUGUUAUUAAUACUUCACCACGCUUCUCAACAAAUCCCAAUUUAACAAAAAUCAAUCCCUAUUCUUGUUUUCCUGCCGCAAUCCACCGUCGCUUCAACCAUGUCCACCAAGCGCAAAACAAGGUCUUCCUCUUCUCCUUCCCCUGCUUCCUCCAUGAAGCGUGUUACUCGUUCAUCGGUCACUCCUAUCGUUCCUUCCAGUUCUCCUUCUCCAGCCUCCUCCCUCAAGCGUGUUACUCGGAAUGUCGCUUCAAAUUCCGGUAAGUCUAAGGACAAGGUUGUUGAUGUCACUUCAAAUUCCCGUAAGUCUAAAGGCGCCGUCAAAGAAGAGAUAUCUUCCUCUGCCGUCAAAGAAGAGAUAUCAACCUUCAUGGAUGUGACACCAUCAACACCUGACGGGGAAGGGUCCAAUGUGAAAUUCAUAGGAGAGCCUGUUCCUAUUGAGGAAGCCAGAAGGCGCUGGCCCAAACGGUACCAGGAGAAGGAAAAGAAAGUGUCUACCGGGUCAAGAUCAAACAGGAAGCAGGAUGAAGAUGAGGAGAUUCUUCAAGCUCGACGUCACUACACUUGUGCUGAGGUUGAUAGGUCUACAAUAUAUAAGCUUUUUGACGACGCCCAUGUUAAGGCAGAUGAAGGGGAAGACAAUUACAUUUGUAAAAUUGUGGAGUUAUUUGAAGCUAUUGAUGGAUCACUGUACUUCACGGCACAAUGGUAUUAUAGGGCCAAAGACACUGUCAUUAAAAAACUGGCAUAUCUUAUUGAACCAAAACGAGUUUUCUUUUCUGAAAUUCAAGAUGACAACCCCUUGGAUUGUCUAGUUGAAAAACUUAACAUUGGUAGAUUACCAUUAGAUAUAGAUUUAAAUGUGAAGAAGGAAACCAUCUCUUCUUAUGAUUAUUAUUGUGAUACACAAUAUCUUUUGCCAUACUCCACUUUUGUUAACUUACCAUCAGAUAAUGAUGAAACUAGUAGCGAGACUUGUUCUAUAAUAUCCAGUGAUACUACUAACGGGGUUGAAAAGUCUGAGGUAGACUCCCAAUCUAAGGAUGCCCACCUCCCUCACCGGAGUAAGGAUAUGGAGAUGAAACUACUAGAUUUAUAUUCUGGUUGUGGAGCAAUGUCAACUGGGUUGUGUCUGGGUGGACAAUUAUCUGGAGUGAAUUUAGUUACAAAAUGGGCUGUAGACUUGAAUAAACAUGCCUGUGAAUCUCUUAAAUUAAAUCACCCUGAGACUGAGGUCAGAAAUGAAUCAGCAGAAUGUUUUCUUUCAUUAUUGAAGGAGUGGCAAAAAUUAUGUAGUUAUUUUGAUCUAGUNGAAAAUAAGGUGUCACAUGAGAAAUAUGUGAAUCUUUUUAGUGAGGUGGAAGAAGAUGAUGCUGAGGAGAUUNAGGAAGAUGGAACUGAUGAUGAACAUGGUGAAAUAUUUGAAGUUUCUGAAAUCUUUGCUGUCUGUUAUGGUGAUCCAAAUAAGAAAAAAGAGCAAGGGUUAUACUUUAAGGUUCAUUGGAAGGGUUAUGGAUCUGAUGAGGAUUCUUGGGAACCAAUUGAAGGUUUAAGGCAUUGUAAGGACAAAAUUAAUGAAUUUGUCAUUCAAGGCUUUAAGUCAAAUAUAUUGCCUUUGCCGGGAGAUGUUGAUGUGAUUUGUGGUGGACCCCCUUGUCAAGGUAUUAGUGGUUUCAACCGGUUCAGAAACAAAGAGAAUCCUUUAGAUGAUGAGAAGAACAAACAAAUGGUUGUUUAUAUGGAUAUUGUUCAAUACCUUAAGCCCAAAUUUGCGUUGAUGGAAAAUGUGGUUGAUAUUGUUAAAUUUGCGGAUGGCUUUCUUGGGAGAUAUGCUUUGGGUCGUCUCCUUCAAAUGAAUUAUCAAGCACGUCUGGGAAUUAUGGCUGCAGGCUCUUAUGGACUUCCUCAGUUUCGUUUGCGGAUGUUCUUAUGGGGGGCUGCACCUUCUCAGACAUUACCUCAAUUUCCACUCCCAACUCAUGAUGUUAUUGUGAGGGGUGUUAUUCCCGUAGAGUUUGAGACCAAUACAGUGGCGUAUGAUGAAGGGCACACCACUCAACUACAGAGCAAACUAUUAUUAAAAGAUGCCAUUUCUGACCUUCCUGCGGUUGAAAAUAGUGAACAUCGUGAUGAAAUGAAAUAUUGCAAACCUGCUGAAACAGAGUUCCAACGAUUCAUUAGAUCAACCAAAAGUGAAAUGUUAGGUAUUCAAAGCAAAACAAAAUCAUCGAAGACUUUGCUUUAUGAUCAUCGUCCUUUAGAAUUGAAUGCGGAUGAUUACCAGCGUGUGUGUAGGAUUCCUAAAAAGAAGGGUGCAUGUUUUAGAGAUUUACCAGGUGUUCUUGUGGGAACUGAUAACAAGGUUGAGUGGGAUCCUGAUGUGGAACGUGUUUAUUUGGAUUCCGGAAAACCAUUGGUUCCCGAUUAUGCCAUGUCUUUUGUGAAUGGAACUUCUUCAAAACCUUUUGCUCGUUUAUGGUGGGACGAAACUGUUCCGACUGUUGUGACACGAGCAGAACCUCACAAUCAGGCAAUUUUACACCCAGAACAAGAUAGAGUGUUGACUAUUCGCGAAAAUGCACGACUCCAAGGUUUUCCAGAUUUUUACAAGUUGUGUGGACCAGUCAAAGAGAGGUACAUUCAAGUUGGGAAUGCAGUGGCUGUUCCAGUGGCUCGUGCUCUAGGAUACACGCUAGGACUUGCAUUCCAAGGUUCUACUUCUGCAAGUGAUGGACCAUUAUAUACAUUACCUGAUAAAUUUCCUAUGCUUAGAGAACAAGUUUCUUCUGUUGCUUCUGAAGAUGAUGAACAAGUUCUAUGACUAGCUUAGGGAACUCCUUUCAUUUUGUAUCUCCAGAAAUCAUUGUUGUGUGCUGGGAACAUUGUUGUAGUGCUGUUACUGUUGAAAAAUUUUCCAUUAUGUUUUUUUGGGAAACAUUUGAGUUAUUAAGUAAAAUCUUUUAAUUUAGUUUCUUUGUUUUGAGA
Messenger RNA from Vigna radiata var. radiata (mung bean), 3042 nucleotides. RefSeq names its product DNA (cytosine-5)-methyltransferase CMT3. Gene Ontology annotation, cellular component: nucleus. Gene Ontology annotation, molecular function: chromatin binding; methyltransferase activity. The record is from RefSeq and is a predicted model, not a curated record. The transcript has 21 exons. NCBI's taxonomy places the organism in Eukaryota, Viridiplantae, Streptophyta, Magnoliopsida, Fabales, Fabaceae. The coding region runs from base 155 to 2878 and encodes 907 amino acids.